AUGCUCAUGUACACAGACAGCAGCCCAGACGACAAGAUGCAAUUCAGCAGUCGGCGAUCGACAGUGCACUCCCGCCGGGGUCUAGUGAGUACAUCGCAGCCACUAGCGAGUCAAGCGGGGGUGAAGGUGCUCGAUCUGGGCGGAAAUGCGGUAGAUGCAGCUGUAGCCGUUGCAGCCGCCCUCAACGUGACUGAGCCAAGCUCGACAGGCAUUGGCGGGGACAUGUUCCUUCUCUACUACGCAGCGAGCGAGCGACGAGUGUACGGCUUGAAUGGCUCUGGCCAUUCUCCAGCCGCGCUCACCCGCGACAAGGUCCAUUCUCUCCGUCUGCACAACGAUGCAGGCACCCUCCCAUUCGACUCGAUUCACUCUGUCACAACGCCAGGCGCGGCUGCCGGGUGGUGCGACGCUGUGGAGGCGUUCGGGUCCCACACCCUCACUCUCCACCAGAUACUCGAUCCUGCGAUCCGCCUUGCGCGUCAUGGGUACCCCGUCCACGAGCUUACGGCGGCGCAGUGGCGCCAGGCCGAGGAGCAACUCCAGCGCGCUUCUCCAAAUGCCCACGAGAUGCUCCUCGACGGACGUGCGCCGCGUGAGGGCGAGAUCAUGUAUAUGCCCAACCUCGCGCGCACAUUCGAAGAGCUCGCACAGCACGGCAAAGACGGUUUCUACAGGGGGAGAGUAGCGGACGAGAUCGUGGGGCUCGUGGCGAGUCGCGGUGGGCUGCUCUCGCACUCCGAUCUCGCCGCACACCGCAGCGAGUUCGUCGAGCCGCUGACAUACACGUAUGCGGGCGAGUAUGUGGUGCACGAAUGCCCACCUAAUGGCCAAGGAGUAACUGCGUUGAUAGCGCUGGGUAUACUUGAGUCAUGCGAGCGUCUCGGCCUCCUGUCAGCUCCGCUGCUUUCUCUCCCCCACAACGGCACAGAGUACCUCCAUUUCCUCAUCGAGAGUCUCCGGCUGGCGUUCGCAGACUCGAAGCGAUACACGUGCGACCCCACCUUCUCCACUCACAACACCUCCACUCCCACUCCACCCUUCGAUUACACCAAGCUACUCGCGCCCGACUAUCUGGAUGCUCGCGCCAGGUUGAUUCACCCGCACAAAGUGAGCAGCGUGCAGCACGGGGCACCAGAGCACUCCUCAGACACUGUUUAUUUCACCGUCGCUGAUGAACACGGCAACGUCGCCUCCUUCAUUAACUCCAACUACGCAGGUUUUGGCACGGGUGCUGUGCCCCGUGGAUGCGGUUUCACCCUCCAGAACCGCGGCGCGGGUUUUGUGUUAGAGAAGGGACAUCCAAACGAGCUCGAUGGGGGGAAGCGUCCUUACCACACUAUUAUACCGGCUAUAUGCACGCUUAAGAGCACCAACGAUAUCUUUCUCAGCUGGUCCGUUAUGGGUGGCUUCAAUCAGCCACAAGGUCAAUUGCAGACUUUCUUGAACAUCCUUAGAGGCCUUUCGCCUCAGGAGGCUGUCGAUAAGGAAAGGUUCUGCAUCGGCGCUAUCAAGCAGGCUAGAACUCCUAAUCCCCCUGUCCCGCUCAAGCAAUCCGCACUGCAGGGUCAGAUGCACGAUUCAGAUAUCAACACAGAAGUUAAUAUGGAGGAAGGCGUCGAUGAGAUAAUCUUGGAAGAACUGAAAAGAAUGGGUCACGAUGUGACUAUUGCGAGGAAAAUGCAGAGACAGGUCUGUGGCCGUGGUCAGAUCAUUCAGAAGACUGCACACAAUGUCUGGUCAGCUGGCAGCGAUAUGCGCGCAGAUGGUUGCGCUAUGCCGCAAGUCUGA
Molecule: messenger RNA, 1788 nt
Organism: Wallemia ichthyophaga EXF-994
Lineage: Eukaryota; Fungi; Basidiomycota; Wallemiomycetes; Wallemiales; Wallemiaceae
Product: Putative gamma-glutamyltransferase ywrD
Exons: 2
Coding region: 1-1788 (595 amino acids)
Source: RefSeq, a predicted model, not a curated record